This is a messenger RNA of Micromonas commoda, 915 nucleotides long. RefSeq lists its product with no specific name. The transcript has 2 exons. NCBI's taxonomy places the organism in Eukaryota, Viridiplantae, Chlorophyta, Mamiellophyceae, Mamiellales, Mamiellaceae. The record is from RefSeq and is a predicted model, not a curated record. The annotation marks the transcript as partial.
CUGGUCACCGGUGGGGCGGGAUUCAUAGGGAGCCACCUCGCGGACGAGCUCCUCCGGCUCGGGUACAGGGUCCGCGUGCUAGACAACCUCUCCACGGGGAAGGCCGAGUACGUGGACAGCCGCGUCGAAUUCAUCGAAGGGGACGUCAGGGACGCGGACGCCGUCGAACGCGCGAUGAGACCUUCCGCGACCGACUCCGCGACUGACGCCGCCGUCGCCGUCGUGUUCCACCUCGCGGCGAUGUCCAAGGUGGGUCCCAGCCUUCACGACCCGGACAUGGUCAAGUUUUGCGUCGAGAACAACGUCGUGGGCACGGAGAACGUCCUGCGAUCCGCGCUCCGGGCCGGCACUGUGCGCAAGGUGGUCUAUGCCGCCUCGUCCACGUUCUACGGUAACCAGCCGACGCCCUUCGCCGAGUCCCUCCCGAUGAAGAUCUCCUCCCCUUACGCGGUCACGAAGCACCAGGGCGAGCUGCUCAUGCGGGUUUACGACGAGGUGCACGGUCUACCGACGGUCAACCUGCGCUUCUUCAUGGUGUACGGCGAACGUCAGCCCGAGAGCGGCGCCUACGCGGUGAUGACGGGGAUCUUUCUCGCGCAGCGCGAGCGCGGGGAGGCGCUGACGGUGGAGGGGGACGGGACGCACUUUCGCGACUUUGUCCACGUGGACGACGUGGUCCGAUCCAUGAUCCUGGCGUGGGAGAGAGCGGAGCUCCGGGGUGUCACCGUGAACGUCGGAAGCGGCCGCGCGGUGACGGUGAACGAGGUGGCGGAGAUGAUUGGAGGGGAGGUUAAGCGGGUGCCCCCGCGCGCCGGUGACCUCGAGGGAACCCUCGCGGACACGUGCGCCGCGAAACGUACGCUGGGCUUCGAGGCGAGGAAGAACUUCGAGCGGGAGAUUCGGGAGAUGGUGCGG